AUGGGAGUCAAGCGCUCUUUGCAGCCCGCCGCUUCAGCGGCAGACGAGGCCAAGGAUGCCAGCAGCAGCAACAGCAGCAGCAACAGCAGCAGCAGCCGCAGUAGCAGCAGCAGCGUGUUUGGGCAGCUGGAGUUGUGCAGCAGCAUAAACGAAUAUCUGCUGCAGCUGCAUGCAGCAUCUCCUUUGCUGCACCCGGUGCCUUGCUGCUCUGUCUUUACACCUGAAACAACAGUUAAAGACCUCAUAGCCAGCAGCAGCAGCAGCAGCAGCAGUAUGGCCAGGGACCUGUUUGCUGCAGUAUCGCAGCAGCCAGCAGCAGCAAACCCCAAGGCCUUCAAACUCUUUGCAGAAGAAUUUCGUGCUGCAGCAGCAAAAGCUCUUGCUGCUGCCACUACCUGCACUGUGUGUGCAGCCACCCGCAGCUCCCCGCAGCAGCAGCAGCAGCGACAGCAGCAGCAGCAGCAGCAGCAGCAGGAUGAGCAGCAGCAGUGGGCCCUCUGUCUGCUUCCGCAGUUGAAGCCGCUGCAGCAGCUCAAAACCCUUCCGCUCCCGCAAGUGGUGUGCGGCAGCUGUCUUUCGGUGAUUGACUUGUCAAGGCUGCUGCCAGCAGCAGCAGCAAGCGUUGCAGGGGGGCCUGAGACAAGCAGCAGCAGCAGCCGCAGCAGCAGCAGCAGCGGGGAGCUGCCACUUGCUGCUGUGCUGCAGCACUACGUUGCUGUCAACUCCAGGGAGAGCGGCCCCCAUCGACCUUUACAGGGCAGCAGCAGCAGCAGCAGCAGCAACAGCAGCAGCAGCAAACAGUUUAGGGCUCUCCAACGGACGGCGCAGCAAAGGGCUCUCGAUGUUUCACUUGCUGCUGCUUUUUCUGCGCAGCUUCUCGCCAAGUAA
This is a messenger RNA of Eimeria tenella, 888 nucleotides long. RefSeq lists its product as uncharacterized. The coding region runs from base 1 to 888 and encodes 295 amino acids. NCBI's taxonomy places the organism in Eukaryota, Apicomplexa, Conoidasida, Eucoccidiorida, Eimeriidae. The record is from RefSeq and is a predicted model, not a curated record. The transcript has 2 exons.